UCGAACAAGUAGCACUAACAGGACCAGCAGCAGGAGAAAAAGUGUCGUCCCGGUUGUGGCCAGACGGGUGGUACAGAGACAGCAGCAUCAUGGUGAAUACAGGUAUGCAGCUGAUCAGCUUCACCUGCGCUGUUACCGGCUGGGUGAUGGCUAUCGCAGUGACCGCGCUGCCCCAGUGGAAGGUCACGGCUUUCAUCGGGCCUAACAUCCUGACCUCGGAGAUCGUGUGGCAGGGCAUCUGGAUGAACUGCAUCUACCAGACCACUGGGCACAUGCAAUGCAAGACUUAUGACUCGUUGCUAGCGCUGCCGCCAGACAUCCAGGCGGCCCGUGCCCUCAUGUGCGUGGCUAUUUUUCUGGGCUGGCUGUCCUGCACGGUGUCCUGUUGCGGAAUGAAGUGCACCACUUGCGCCGGGGAUGAUCGCCAUGCCAAGGCUGGCAUAGCGCUGUCCGGCGGGGUGCUCUUCAUCCUAACAGGCCUAUGUGUACUCAUCCCCGUGUCCUGGACAGCCAACACAGUGGUGCAGGACUUCUAUAACCCCAACGUUCCCGUUCAGAAGAAGCGAGAGUUGGGCCAAGCCAUCUACCUGGGCUGGGCGGCUGCCGUCAUUCUCAUCAUCAGCGGCAUCGUUCUGAGCACCACCUGCUCCUACAUCGAGAAGGGACACUACAGACGCGGCUACAUGGGCCGCAGCUUUGCUAAUUCCAGGCCGUCCCCACUGGAUCCCCCGAAACCCAUCACCACCAACAGCGUGCCACUUAAGGAGUACGUCUAAGGUGGAAGGCGAGCGAUAGCAAUUGUAUAAGACUUAAACGGAGAUUGUAGAGGCGCCAGGGUGAGUUAUGUAAAAAAAAAUACACAUGAAUGGAUGCUCUCAGUUUGGAGAGACAGCUUGAAUGAUUCUCCUGCAGUGUUUUAGAGUUGUAGCUUUGAAUAUUUGUACUGUUUUUCUACUAUUCACUACUCAUGGGGGUGUACAGUCAUACCUGAACUACAGUAUUCCUGAGUAAUUUAUUAGAUUCAUUGUUGAUGGUUAUUUAUUUAUUUAUUAGAUUAAUUAUUGUUGGUGAUGUUUCUGAAGGAAAAAUUCCUACACUUUGCCUCUG
This is a messenger RNA of Hemibagrus wyckioides, 1107 nucleotides long. It is a transcript of the gene cldn35, whose product is annotated as claudin 35. Gene Ontology annotation, molecular function: structural molecule activity. Gene Ontology annotation, cellular component: bicellular tight junction; plasma membrane. The record is from RefSeq and is a predicted model, not a curated record. The transcript has a single exon. Lineage: Eukaryota; Metazoa; Chordata; Actinopteri; Siluriformes; Bagridae. Gene Ontology annotation, biological process: bicellular tight junction assembly; cell adhesion. Bases 90 to 776 code for a protein of 228 amino acids.